Messenger RNA from Conger conger (European conger), 6812 nucleotides. It is a transcript of the gene nlrc5, whose product is annotated as NLR family, CARD domain containing 5. The record is from RefSeq and is a predicted model, not a curated record. The transcript has 49 exons. The coding region runs from base 118 to 5718 and encodes 1866 amino acids. Lineage: Eukaryota; Metazoa; Chordata; Actinopteri; Anguilliformes; Congridae. Gene Ontology annotation, molecular function: protein binding. Gene Ontology annotation, biological process: positive regulation of MHC class II biosynthetic process; inflammatory response; positive regulation of transcription by RNA polymerase II.
UUUAUUUAUUUCUUGCAGGUUGAAGAUAACCGAAAAUAAAACCAAAAUAUUAACUUUCACUUUCGCAUUCUGUUACGAUGCGUUGCGAUGGACGGCCAUCAGCGCUGAUGUCUGGUGAUGGACGAGGUUGCACCGGAGGCAGACGUCGUCACAGUGGUAGCUGAAGUGCGCUCGCAGCUGGUGGAGGUCUUGCUGCGAAAUGCGGACCACAGACUUGAGCCUUUGUUCCAGCUGGCGGGACCUGAAGCUUGCGAACGUUUUUGCGGCACUACGGACAGGAGAGAGCGCAUUUCUCAGUUGGUGGAUCAUUUCACGAGCAGGCAGCAGGCGUGUGCCCGGUUCGUGCACACUGCAUCGAUGCUGUGCGACCUGCCCCUGGACUUGGAGUUCCGGCUGCUUUCUGCAGCUGGUUACCAUGCAGAUGAGACUGAAGACCAUGCUGAUCCAGAGUGCAUCAUCGACCAACCAGACGAGCACAUUCCCCGGUACCCUGGUAAACGGCUUAGAAGAGACUAUGUGGGAAGCUACAGCACUGCAGUGAAGACCACGCUGCUACAGAAGUACGAGAGGGUGACCCGGGGUGUGGCCAGGGAGGUACGGCUGGACAGAGCGAGGGUCAGCCUGCAGCAUAGGCUGUCUAGGCAGAGGGAGAGGACACCGUCUCAGACUCAGGACAGUGAGGACAGGAUGGGGGAUGUGGUGACGGUGCAGUCCCUCCUUAGCUCCCUUUCCAAGUUUCCCUUGACUGUGCUGCUGGGUCCGGCCGGGUCGGGGAAGACUGUGCUGAUGCAUUGUGUGGGCCAGAGAUGGGCCCGUGGGGAACUCCCAGACUUCCACUUGCUCUUCCUUUUGGAGUUCCGUCAGCUCAACCUGGUAACGCGGACGCUGUCUCUGAUGGAUCUGCUCUUCCACUUCUUCCCACGGUCGGAUGAGUCCAGCCACACCCACAGGGAGGAUGAGGCCAGCGAGGCUGUGCUGGCCUACAUGCAGGCUAACCCGGAGAAGGUCUGUAUGAUCUUUGAUGGUUACGACGAGUUUAGGUCAAAGUUCACCCACUGGAAGUCGGAUGCCAGUUGGGACCCCUGGCGCACACUGUCGGUCCUGGAGCUUUUCUCUGGGCUGUGCAGCGGCAGGAUCCUCCCUGGCUGCUCCGUGUUGGUGACCUGCAGGCCCCGGAACACAGUGGACCUUCCAGAGAGUGCCGUGGAGGGCGAGCUACUGGGGUUUGACCGGCAGCAGGUCAAGGAGUACGCCGAGCAGUACUUCCAGGGCAAAGGUCACAAAGAGAACUUGGUGCAGCACCUGUUGGCCAGUCGACACAUCCUCACUAUGUGCUACGUGCCAGCGCUCUGCCACCUCUGCUGCGUCUGCCUUGAUCACCUCUUCUCCCAGGGGCACCACUCUACCCCCCUGCUGCCUGCCACCGUCACUCAGGUCUACCAGCAGAUCCUCACUGCCUUCCUCAGCAAGGUGUCAGGUGGUGGCCCUGCGAGUGAAGCCGCUCUCCCGGUACAGAGGUAUCAGGCGGAGCUAAACCAGGUGUGCCAGCUAGCCAUGGAGGGUCUGGACGUCAGUAGGAUUGUGUUUUCCACCAAGAGCAUCCCGCCACGCCUGCUGGACUUUGCGAUUAAGGCGGGGCUCCUGUACCAGCUUGACCUGACGCACGAUGACGGGUCCCGGGGGGUGGGGUACGCGUUCUCCCACCUGGCCAUGCAGGAGUUCCUGGGCGCGUUGCACCUGAUGACCAGCCCGAGCGUGGGGGAGCCUGAGCUCCGGCGCAAACUCAACCUGAAGUCGCGCUGGGCGGCGCGCUCCGAUCCCAAAACCGUCUUUACCGACACCCUCCACCAGUAUGUGUGCGGGCUGGCGGCGCCCGCCUGCGCCCCUUUCCUGCUCCAGCUGACCGGGGGCGGGGCUGCGGCCAAGGGGCGGGUGGGGAGGCGGCAGGGCGCGGUGCUGAAGAUCCUCCAGAGCUUCGCGGGGACCCCUCACCUGACGGGGCCCAAGCUGGUGGAGCUGUGUUGCUGCACCCUGGAGACGCAGGACGUCUCCCUGGCCAGGGCGGUGGCGGGCCGGCCCAGGUUUGAGCUGCGUAACAUCCACCUGGCGCCCCCUGACAUGGACGCCCUGGCCUUCGUGGUGUCAGCCGCCGAGGCGCCCGUGGGCCUGGACUUUGCCGGCUGCUCCAUGGAGACCGAGUGCCUGCAGGCCUUGCCCGGCUGCCGGAACAUCAGCUACCUCACUUUUCGUAGCAGGAAGUAUGGUGAUGCGUUUGCAGAAAUACUUACUGGCAUCAUUCCAAGACUACCUACCCUGAGAAGGCUUGAAUUGAUCUGCGGAAGUCUGACGGCGGUUGGAGCUGCAAAAUUGGCCAAAGCUCUGGAGAGCUGCCCAAAGAUCACUGAACUCAACCUCAGCGAUAAUCAUCUCAAAGACCAAGGCCUCAGGAAAGUGGCGGAGAUGUUCCCCAAGCUAAAAUCCCUUCACUCCAUCUUACUGGGGAAGAACAGUUGCAGUCUGGAUGGAAUCCUCACUCUCCUUGAGAAAAUGGCACCGUGUCCCAAUAUUCAGGCCAUACACACUGAUGGCCAGAAGGACUUUUGUGAAAUCAAAGUGUUAUUCUCUCAGAGAUUAGAGUUGCUAAGCACUCAGCAAGAUGGUUUGAAUCCUACUGGACGCACUGUCAGGAUUCUGAACUGCAGCUUCACGGCUAAAAAGAUGAAGGAGCUUUGUCAGAUCCUGACAGGAUGUCCUGGCCUCUCUGCCAUUGAGUUGCAUGGGAGCACGUUCUCGCUGGAUGGUUUAGAGAUCCUGAUGAAGUCUCUGGCUGUCUGUCCGGAAGUGAACGAGGUGGACGUCAGGCUUCAGGAGCCAACACAGAUAUCGGUUCUGUACUCGCCAGAGACUCAGAGACACAGUCCUGGUGAGGCGACAGUUAAGAAAAUUGAAAAAAGACUUCGCCUUGUCUCCUGUGGUCUCCACCCUCGUGACCUGACCAAGUUGUGUGAGACCCUGAAGGACUGCACAACAGCUGCACUAACUCUGUUGGAUGUGUCCGAUAAUGCACUGGGGGACCAGGGACUGAAGACCCUAGUAGAGCUCCUGCCUCAACUGAGCGUGAUCCAGGAAAUAAACGUCAGUGAGAAUGCAGUGACCAUGGAGGGGGUGCUGGUCCUGGCUGCCAUCCUCUGUACGGAUAAAAGAUUACAUAAGGUGGAGGUUAGUCAUGGAGGUAAGAAGAGUGUGGUGAUGAUGUUUCACUCCAGUGAAAGGAGACAGUCUGGGGAAUGGCAAGAGGUCAGAAACUCCCAGCAGAAUGGAAUUCACCUGUGUAAAUCAUUCAGCCUCACCCACAGCGAUGUUCAGCCUUCCAGAAUCAACCGACUCUGUGGGAAGUUGUCGCCGUGUCCAGGACAGCUGGUGCUGAAUUUCUCCCACAGUUCAUUGAGUGAUGCCUCCAUUGAGAAGCUUCUCCAGCGACUGCCUCGCAUGGCUGCCCUGCAGCUUCUGGAAUUAAACCAUGUCCAGAUGUCUACAGAGGGUGCCUUGCUAUUGGUCAGUUCACUGAUUAACUGCCAACGUGUCAAAGCAGUGGAACUCCGGUCGCAGGGAGAAGCCUGCAUCAAGUUUCUCCAAAUAAAAGCAGAACAAGUGGCAUGCAAGCUUACCCAGUACCAGCUGACGUGUGGGAACGUGGAGAAACUGUCCGGGAUCCUGCAGCAGUGCCCCAGAAUAUCAGACCUGGAUCUCUCCGGUAACCUGCUGAGGGAUGAAGGGGUGCAGUGUUUUGUGGAGUUCCUGCCUAAGCUCCGGAUCUCCAACUCUGUGAAGCUGAAUGACAACAGGCUGACCCAGACUGGGGCUCUCUGCUUGGUGAACUCCAUAGCCGUGUGCAAGCGCAUCAUGGCAGUGGAAGUGAGCCUAGGGAUGGAGAUGAAGUCUCUCAUUCGGUUCAUACAGGACAGCAACAGUGGCAAAGCACUCAGUCUCCGAGAGUGUUGCUUUGGAACUGCUCACCUUCAGAAGUUGGCUGAUAUACUCAAAAACUGCCCCCGUCUGGACAGAUUGGAGUUGUGCUGUAACACUCUGCAGAAUGAUGGGGUCCAGAUUCUGCAGAGAGCCCUGAGCAGACUUCCCUCUCUGCAGCUACUGGGGAUUAAGAACAAUGGGCUGAGUGCCCAGGUGAUCGAGGAACUGCUGAAGGAACUGGGCUGCCAUACCAACCGUUUGGAAAUCAGAAUCGAGGAGCCCUGGAUCAAAGAGGAAGCAGCAGUUCAGCUGGUAUCUGGCUGCCUGAACCUGAACUCCAGUAUCAGAAAGAUCAGAGUCUAUAAAACAACUGUCAGUAUCACACUGGAAAAGGAGGACACCAUGACGACCCCUCUCACUUCCCGAGAUGACUCCAUGAAGGCAACUUCAACUGUGUCUCUUGUGGAAUCCAUUGGCCUGGUGGACUGUGAUCUGCAAGGUCAUCACCUCCAGUUUCUACUCACCAUCAGCCAUAACUGCCCCAUGCUGCAGGAGCUGGAUUUGUCCCACAAUAGCAUCAGCAGGGAAGGGGCGGAGUUUCUUUCGUCCGCCCUCCCUCGAUUGGCCAAUCUCAGGACACUCAGGUUAGGGUCCAAACAGACCUCUGAGGAUGGAGUAGAGAUUAUCACACAGAGCAUGUCCUACUGUCACAAAAUGGAGAGUCUGAGCUUGGCUCAUCACGUGAUCAAUGACAGUGGUGCCACUGCUCUGAAGAGGACGCUGCCCCAACUUCAAAACCUCAGAGCCAUCGAUUUGUCCUACUGCUCUGUCCUCACAAUGGAGGGAUCUCAUGACCUGCUCCAGGGACUGGGCCAGUGUGCCUCCCUAGAGGACCUCAGCCUGGACUCCAUUGUACUGGAUGCAAAGGGGAUAGAUCUCCUAGCUGCUGGACUCCAGCACAAGGCUUCCAUCAGAAGAUUGAUUUUGAAUAGGAUCACCACGACGACAGACAGCUCAGAUGAAGUUGGCGGGGCAAUGGUUCUGCUGAGGUCGCUGGAGGGGUUCCUGAGGAUGGAGGAGAUUGAACUGGACAAGAUUUGGAUGGGGGACCACGGGGUCCAGGAGCUGGUCAGACACCUCCGGACUUGGCAGAGCCUCAGGAGGAUCAGCCUGUCGAAGAACCUUGUCAGUGAUGCAGGAGGAGAGCUGCUUGUGGAGACCCUGGGCCGCUGUACCACCCUGGAGGAAAUCAUUCUUUCCGGAAACAGCCUUGGGGUUCUGAGUGCAGCCAAACUGGGCCAAGUUCUCCCUGUCCUUCCCCAGCUCAGAGUUCUGGAUCUAUCAGAGAACCACUUUGGGACAGAAGGAGCUAUGAAACUAUCGGAGUCUCUGGGCCAGAUGAAAUCUUUACAGAAACUCAAGCUGAUCUCCAUUGGGACCCAAGAGCUGACCGGAUUGGCUGCCUCGCUGAGACACUGCGUCUGCGCAGAGGAAGUCAGUCUGGCCUGGAACGGCUGUGAUGACUCUGUGGCCUUGAAGUUAGCGGAGGUCCUGCCUCAGUGUCAGAAGCUGAAAUGUCUGGAUUUGGAGAGCAAUAAGAUCAGCUCAACGGGAGCAGAAGAGCUGGCUAAAAGCUUACGAUCCUGCCCAUCUGUUGAAGUUAUCAGACUCUGGAGAAACCGCGUAAGCAGUGAAGCUGCUGAACGUCUGGGGGCCAAGGAGCCCAGGUUGAACUUCUCCUCCACCUAGGCUGCCAUCCUAAGACCCGCACAAAGAACAAGCUCAUUAACACCAUUAACGUUGUGGGCCAGGCUACGACUAGAUCAGCUGCUGUGUAUUUUACACGCUUGUGGGGGGUUUUUUCGCACUCUGUAAGUGAAGCACUAAUGGCCAGAGUUUGCGAAUUGGAAGGACGGAGCGGUCCACUAGCGCUCUGUUCCAGGGAGGCGGCCUCAUGAGGACGAGCAGUGACAAGAAGGCAAACCAGUGGGCCGCUGUAACUCCCGUUUUAUCGCUGACAUGCCAAAGUCACUUCCCUUUGGCGGUCCAAUAGGACCUUGCUCACUGUGGAAGAUACGUAAGAUUAGUUUGUAAGGUAGUUCGUAGUUAGUAAAAUACGUUCCAUUUCGUUUGCUUGUAACAAGGGAACGUGGGGAACAUUUACUUGUAACAAGAGAAAAUGCCCUACAAAUGUGAAUAAAAAAAAUAAAAAAUUGAAUAAAUAAAAAAUAUAAAAUAAAAAUAUAACUUCCAAAACAGUCAGCAACACUGUUCACAUGCAAACACAUCUGCUUUCCUUGCUCUUUAAAUUAUUUUCAAUCUCACUCUCCAACGUUCAGCAUAUCUUCUCUCUGUCAUGUAAUGAUGGGAGAUUAAGGUUUUGUUUUGAUGUUAAAAACACAGUUGAAUUCUAUGUAGUCAUUUUCUUGGGAUAAAAAAAUCCAUCAAAUACAUUAAAAUUGCAAUGCUGGAAAUGGUAGCUGCCUGAAGAAGCCUCAUCUACCACGAUGCAUAAGGACUAAGUAUGCCCCUUUUAAGUGACAGUACUUUUGUCACUUGAAGCCACAAUCCAUUUCUCUGACUUCUUGCUUUGCGGUUCCAUUCUGAGCAUAUUUUUUUUGUUCUUUUUGAUUUCAUAUAUGUAUUAUUUGUGCAAACACUCCAGAAUCAUCUGGACUGUUGCAUGCUAUCUGGAAUUGAAUGUGCCAAUUGCAGUGAGAUAAUACAUUUCAGUGAAUGUUGCUUGACACUUUGUGUGGUUUGUUUUUUUCCAAUUGUACAUGGUCAUUGUGAGUUGUGUGGUUAUUUGUUUGACUGAUAAAUAUUACUUCUAUUUUACAAAA